CUACGCGUCCAACUCCAACUCGGGAUCGGAAAUCAAACAAUCACCACGACAUUCGCCUGCUAUUCACAUCCUAUCGUUGCCAUACGUGUAUUUCUCCUGCACUGACUGGUACUGCAAUUGUUGUGAAGAUUUCUGCAAAGUUGAAGGAAAUUACUGACUCCAGGCCCCUCUCAGCAGCCGCGAUAUCUACGCAAAUCGACAGCCUAUCCAAGUCCAUCAUAGCAUCAACGAAGACGCGAAUCUAAUUCCACGAAUGGCUGCGCGUCCACCAAAUAUCAUCGGGAACUGGUGGCUAGGAGAGAAUCUCGGCUCGGGAUACUCAGGCUCGAUUUGGCGCGCUCAGAACAUCCACAACGGCGAGGUUGUCGCCCUCAAGGUCCAGGACGUGAAUCAUGAGUGUCCAACCAACCGAUACGAACGGCAUUUCUACCCUUCCUUGCAAGGCGGAAAGGGUAUGCCUACCCUCUGGGCAGCUGGCGUGGAAGGAAAGUGGGAUUACCUUGCCAUCGAUCUUCUCGGAUCCAGUCUGGACAGCUUGUAUCGUAAGAGUGGGAAGGAAAUGAUGGACCUGAGAAGUGCUUGUUGUAUCGCCAUGCAAGUGAUAGCACGGCUGGAGUUCAUGCAUUCUCGAGGCAUUCUUCAUCGAGAUAUCCAGCUAGCUAACUGCACCGUCGGCCUUCCGCCCAACGAGACCACGAUCUAUAUGAUUGAUUUUGGUUUCUCGAAACGUUACAUUGAUCCGCGCACCCACCGUCAUAUACCUGAAAGCAAAGAAAAGCGAGACUUCAUCGGGAACUACUGGUUUAGUUCUGUUGGUGUUCACUGCCGCGGAAAGGUCCCUUCGCGGCGCGAUGACAUGGAAGCAGCCGCUUUGAUGUUUAUUCACUUACUCACACCUCGCGGUCUGCCUUGGACACGUAAUGGCAUCCCGAAGACAGACGACGCACAUGAGCGGUUGAAGAAAAUGAAGAGAACCGCCCGUCCUGAAGAUCUCUGUCAAGGAAUGCCCUCAGAAUUCGAAGAAUUCUUGAGAUAUUGUCGCCGGUUAAAAUUCAUGGAGUGUCCUGAUUAUGGGAAGUGGAUAAAUGAAUUCAGGGAGCUCGCUAUUUCACAGGGUUUCCCGCCAAGCGACGACUUCAUAUGGCCGCCUCCCACACCUAGAGUCGUUCGUGCUCCUCGUCGUAGUGCUGCACCAGCACCAGAAGAAAUGGAGCAGAUAUUGAACGGCCUAGGAAAUCUCAACCUUGGAGACCGCGUCGUUCUUGGUGACAGACGCAACAUUGACAACGCAGUUCAAAAAGCCAGACAUGAUGCUCAGAAACCCGAACCUGAUCGUUGUAUUGUCAUCAGUAGCGAUUCAGAAGAUGACACCGCCAACCUUGCCGCACCAAAGGCCCAGAGACUGAAUAAACUCACGAAGAAAGCGUUAGCCGCCACUGAUAACGCGACGUUAUCCGAUAUUGUCUUCGAGUUCUCGCGUGUCUUAAAAUCUUACACUUCCCGCAGUCUAACCAAAGAAGGAUUUGCGUUUCUUGACGCGUUGUAUAAGCAGCUCGAGGAUCCAUCUGUAUUUGACGUGACUCCAUUAAGAACAUCAAGAUCAAGGUCGCAAAAUGUCCACCAAAAUCGGGAGCCUAUGCUCGCAAAACUGGGGAUCGUAGCGCGGCUACGCCGUGAAGUGGGCGUAGUUUCUACCAACAAACAGCUUGCUGCUAUGGUAGAAGACUUUGGUAGAGUUACGAACCGAAGCAACGGACGGACUGUAACAAAGGAUGGCUUUGCAUUUUUGGAAGGGGUCGCAGAGCAGCUUAGAGUCAUUCGAUGAGGGUGAACGCCUCGGGGCAACCCAUAUACAAUUUAUCGUACCAUUUUAUUGUAAAGCGUGUAGGAGUAUCAGAAAUGGAGCUUUCUGGGUUGGCCCGGCCAAAUAUAUUUUGCAGGGGCCAAUUUGG
Desarmillaria tabescens is the source of this 1952-nucleotide messenger RNA. RefSeq names its product kinase-like domain-containing protein. Gene Ontology annotation, biological process: signal transduction; peptidyl-serine phosphorylation; endocytosis. The record is from RefSeq and is a predicted model, not a curated record. The transcript has 8 exons. The coding region runs from base 254 to 1825 and encodes 523 amino acids. Lineage: Eukaryota; Fungi; Basidiomycota; Agaricomycetes; Agaricales; Physalacriaceae. Gene Ontology annotation, molecular function: protein serine/threonine kinase activity; ATP binding. Gene Ontology annotation, cellular component: nucleus; cytoplasm.